This is a messenger RNA of Brassicogethes aeneus, 3352 nucleotides long. NCBI's taxonomy places the organism in Eukaryota, Metazoa, Arthropoda, Insecta, Coleoptera, Nitidulidae. The record is from the annotation of a GenBank genome assembly.
CCCUUAUAUAUAAGUACUAUAGUAUUAUAGUAAACCAAUACCUACUAACCAUGAAGGCCGAUUUACGCAAUGGUGGAUGGUAUAUGAAGUAGUUGUAAAACCCCAAGAAGUCAAAAGUCACUGGCUGGCUGACGUGUAGCUAUAAAAGUUAGAUGAGUGGUAGCGGUUCGCUUACUCCGGGCCAAAAUAUCGAAAGUAGCCCGAGUCGCGUUGUUGUGCUCUCGCUGCCGUUGUUUGUUUGCUGACGUUGUCGUGCUGUUGCGAGCAACUUUUCGUGCGUUCGGCUGUGAGCAAUCAGGGAACAGAAGUUCUUGCAGUGCGUCUCAGUGUGCUAAAUCAAGCAGUGCGCCUUCAGCGGCCGGCAAAACUGCCGAGAAACUACUGAAUUUUCGUAUUUUUCGGGUAUUCUUUUUAUAGAUUUUUGGAACUUGACUUGAAAAUGGCUAGCUCCAAAUAUUUCCUUUUGUUGUUGGCAUCCAUCGCACUAGCGUCCGCCUUGCCGAAACCGGAAGCGGAGAUAAUAACCCAACCGGAACCCGGCCAGGAAUACGUGUUUGUUCAAUCAUCAGCUUCCGGCGCGCGUCCCAUCGAAAGAAAAGACAAAAAUAUCGAUCAAGCAAGACCCUUUGAAACCUCGCACAAAGUGCCAUCAUCUUUGUCCUUCGCCUUGAACCAAGAAGAAGAUGAUGAGUCGGAAGUUAAACCCGUAAAGGGCAAAAAAGUCAUCAAGAGGGAAGCUAGUCCCGGUGGAGUGGCACCGGCUCCAGCUGGCGCCAUCAAGUUGGACGUCAGAAAGCUUUUGGAGAUGUACAAGGACAAAAUUCAGACCACCAAGUCCACUCCAACAUCAACAACCGCCAAACCCAAGUCCACCACUACGAGGAGGCGUGCAGGUAACAAGAGAAUCAAGAAGGAGGCGAGAAACGAGGAUGCUCCUUUGAUUGCCACCAGCCCUAGACCUGUUUUGACUACUGGAGCUGCUGUAGCCAGAUCUAUCGAUAUCGACGAUAUUCAAUUGGAAGCCGCUGGUAGCGAGAAACAAAGAACCAGAAAGGUGAUAAAGAAGGGGCCCAAUGGACAAGAUUAUGAAUACGAAUACGUUUAUUACUACUAUGAUGAUGAUGAGCCAGAUGCGAAAGACAACAAGAAGGUAACAAAUUCUCACGACGGUCCAGCAAGAAACUCCGUAUCCCGCAGCGAUAAAUCUCGCGGUGAAAAGACCAGCGUGGAAAAGUCUGUAGAACCAGAAGCCAACGAAGUACUUCCUGCCGCCUCCCGUCAACGUAACAGAGGUCGUCAACUUGGCGAAGAAGAGACCGUCAAUGAGGAACGUUUGCCCGCCAACACCCGCUUUCCACCUAGAAGUAGGAACCUUAACACCACACCUUUGCCGGAAGAGGAACCCAAAGUAACCACUAGAGGACGCGGAAGAGGGAGGCCAUCCACAGAGGACCCUGUCAGCGAGGACAAUGUUUCCGAUGAAACCCAGGGUUCUUCCCCAGCAGAAGAUAAACCUAAGCCACAAGAACCAGCUCCAGUAAACGAGCCAGCUAAUGAACCAACGGGAAUUACCGCUGAUGCUGAAGGUACCACCGUCAUGUCUGCCAUGGACAAGGUCGCCUUGGAUUUGUACGCUGUAGUCCAAGGUACUCAAAAACUUUCCGGAGAUGAUGAAGCCAGUACUGAGGAAACCGACUCCACCAGCGGUGAGGAUGGAGUCACAACUGAGUUAGCUAAAACAGAAACUGUGGAAACUCCUACUACUACUACUACAACCACUACGACCACCACGACUACAACUCCAGCUCCAACUACAACCACCUCUACUACUACCACUUCUGAAGCACCAACUGGUAAGGGUAGAUACAGGCCCCGUAUUGGUACUGGCAGAAGAACAACGCAGACUCCAUCCACAGAAGCUGCUCCAGCCUCAGAAAAACCCAAAAAAUUCGGAAGACCUGGUUUUAAUAGAGGCAGAUUGAACACUAAGACCACUCCAGAACCAAGCGUUGAAGCUGAUGCUACAAAGGAAGAAUCCAAACCAGUUAGCCAAACAAGACCAACUUUGAGCAGAGGCAGAUUCGGCGCUUCAAGACCACGUGGUCGUACUACUGCCGCUCCAGCCGAAAACAACGAAGAAUCAGCUGCUAGCAGCACCACAUCCACCACAACCCGCUCAAGAAGCCGCCCAUCAUUCAAUCUUAGGCCAAGAGGUCGCACCACAGCCGCACCAGCUGCCGCUGAAGGAGAAACUGGAAACGAAGAAGCUCACGAAUCAAGCGCAUCUGAAACAGUAUCUACCACUGUCAGAAGCAGAAGAAUCUCAACCGGAAACUCCGUAAGACCUCUGAGACCUGGACCAAGAAUCAACCUCUCUGGAAGAAGGGGCGCCGCUCACGUUUCCACCACCGAAGCACCAACUGAAGACCAUGUUGCUGGAGACGAAGUACCCGCCAGCGCACCUGAAGAACACCUAGAGAAAGAAAAUGACGCACCAGCCCCAGUUGAAGGCGGUUCCCUCCACCGUCUUAAGAGCAGAAAACCAAUAAACGUGCAAGCUCGUCCUAAAGCUGCAGCCAGCGCUCCAGUUCAGGUUCGCAGAGUCAAUCCUCUUCUAGGCAGAAGACGUCCAGGUCAAACCACCGAAGCUACUUCAAGCGAGGCUCCUCAGGAAGUGUCCGCCACCGAGGAGACCCAACCUGUUGAAGAGACUUCAGCUGAGGAAAAACUGGAACCAGCCAGUUCUACCACCGAGGAACCAAGAGGACUCAACAAACUGCUAGCUGGAAGGAGGAGGUUGGGCGUCAGACAACCAGGAACCACGAACCACUAAGGCUGAGAAACGAGUGAUGUUUUGAGAACAUAGCAUUUUCACUACCUACUAUUGUUAGUUUUGUUUAAAUGUAAGUGCUGUGAGAUUAUCCACAAGGAUAAAUAGUUUAAUCUAGACAAAUAAAGACUUAACUAUCAGAAAGCUACAGAAAAUAUUCUACGUGUACGCAAUCGUCUUUGUUUUUAAAUAACAAUCAAUUUUAUAAAAGUCUCAGUAAUAAAAAUUAAAUUAUUUAUUUUUUACGACAUAUAAUUUUGUGUUAAUUUUAAUUAGGGGUUUUACUUUUGUAAAUAUGAUUGUUUUCCUAAUAAAUCAUGCUUAUAGUUAGAUAAGUUUUUUAAAAACAUUAUACCAUAAUUUUCAAAAUGUUUAAGUAAUGGAUAAUGAUAGGAUUAAGUGUAAGCAGGCCUGCAAUGUGCCAAUAAUCGUAUUUAAUAAUUAAAAAUGCAUCCAUGUAAUUUAUUAUAAAUAACCAAAAUUUAACUUUUGUAAAUAUUUUCAAUAAACACAUACAUUUUA